UCACGACAAGCACCUCCUCUCAGAUUCUGACACUCACAUCCACCUCCAUUUGCAGCAUAGUUUUAACUAUUGCUUGCUACGUCCCAUCGGAAGCACACUUGACUACAAUGUUACCAUGGCGAGUCUGUCGCCCGACUACAAACAGCUGUAUCUUGAGGAACAGCGUAGGCGCAAGAAGGCCGAGGCGAAGACCCGCCUGACAACCCUGCCCGAGUUUCUCGACGCAUGCCACAACCACCUGCACGCAGGCCUGACCGUCCAGACGAAUGUAACACUGUCGACGCAAGGCAACCCUGCGAACGCCAACAACAAGCUCCGGCCAGAAAGACUCCGCGUUUGGGAUGAUUUCCCUGCGCGUCAAGAAGCGAUCUGGAGGGACAUGAUGGGAUCGGACUUUGCCCUGGAACGGCACUUCACCUCAGUGAAUACUUUGAGAGAAAACGGGGUGGAGAUCCAAGAACGAAUGAUGGGCUCUGAGCUGGACCUGCACAUCUUCCAGCGGUCGACGGUCGAGGAGCCGGUGUCGCGGAUUGUCAAGCAGUUGUACAACAACCAAGGGCUGAAGCGCAAGUUUGGCCUGCGCGGUUCUGUGAACUUCGAGAACCACGCCAACACAUUGAGCCCCGAGCAAGAGGUGGAAGAGGGCAUGCAGAAUCUGUCAAUAUAUGGCGGUCCCCAACGACGAUCACAACGCUUGAAGGCAAAAGCAAAGGCAGAGGCAUCGUCCUCAUCAGAGCCCUCGGCCGCUGCCUGUAAUAGCACAUCACAAUCUUCUCGCCCCCGGGCCGACCAAUACUGUGUCUACAACACGAGCAAAGAGAGUAGCAUAGCGGCCUUCGUCAUCGAGUACAAAGCGCCACACAAGAUUCCGCUCGGCUACAUAUAUGAGGGGCUGGAUGAUAUGGACCUCGAUGAUGUUGUCACAUGCCGCGAAGCUGAAGGCCCGCAGGACCGCUUCCGCCGACUGAUAGCUGCAAUCGUCACCCAAGCAUUCUCCUACAUGGUCCGGGUCGGCGUGGAAUACGGAUGCGUGUGCACUGGCGAAGCGAGCAUCUUCCUGCGCGUUCCGCACGAUCCCACGACUGUCUACUACUUCUUGUCUGUGCCCAAGGGCGAUGUUGGCGAUACCAGCGGAUGGACGCCAGACGCAGACGGUCCGAAUCGACUUCACUUAACCGCCGUUGGGCAAAUGCUAGCCUUUACGCUGCAGGCUUUGAGAACGCCGCCUCGGAGCCAGAAGUGGCGGGAGGAGGCCUCGGCUCGACUGAAGAGCUGGGAGGUCUUGUACGAGGUGCUGCUGGACGACAUUUCAUCGGAUGAGGCACCGUCGUCAGAGUAUCGGCCGCCUCGAGACACAGGUUUUCUUCGCAUGUCGCCUGUCCGGCUUCGACAGAGACUCACACGCAUGGACUCGCCUGACUGCUCGCAGCCGCAGGAUCAGCAUAGCGCCAGCGACGAAGACCCUGACCGAGAUACGCCAAGUCGACCGCCGCCGUUGUUGCCGCGGCUGCCGCAGUCAUCUCGCACAAGACCAGCUGCCAGCGGGUCUUCGUCCGGUCGCCAGUCGCGCCAUGCGGGACAGGGUGGACAGUAUUGCACUCAGAGUUGCCUGCUUGGCUUGGUAAAGAGCGGUCCGCUUGACCUGUUGUGUCCAAACGCAAGGAAUCAUGGCACAGGCCGUCAUCGCAUCAACCUGACAACGUUCCUCAAACGCAUCCGUCAGCAGCUUUCCAAGGACCUAGACCGGAAUUGUGAGCCCAUAGGACGCCACGGAGCGUGCGGUGUUCCCUUUUGUGUUAGGCUGGACUCUCAUGGAUAUACCGUGGUCGCCAAAGCUUGCCCGAUCGACUUUGUGCAUCGUCUCAGGUGGGAGGCAAACGUCUACAACCUCCUCCGUCCUAUACAGGGCACGCAUGUACCAGUGCUUCUAGGUAACGUGGACCUAGAGGUACCGUACUACUAUGAAGGCAUCGCCGAGCUCGUGCACAUGAUGUUUCUCAGCUAUGGAGGCAAGCGCAUGGACAAGCAGUUGGCUUUGGCUGACAAGUCGUUUGCUUUACAGCAGGUGCAGAAGUCGAUUCAAGCCAUCUGUGCGCUUGGAGUUCGGCAGAAUGACCUUGAACUACGGAACAUGCUGUGGGAUGAUGAAACACGACGAGCGAUGGUGAUUGACUUUGAGCGAGCAGAGACGGAGAAAGUGCGAGCAGCGCUGGGCGUUGUCUCGGGCAAUGCAACAAGGAAGCACGUUGGAGGGAAGGGUGCAGAUGUCACGGAUGUUCUGACCUAUGGUUAUAUAUCGGGACCCAUACGGGCCACCACCGGGACCUCGGAGGAUAACCUCCGAGACCGAGAGUAUAUAGCCACCUCGAAUCCCCAAGGCUGAUCCCUUAAGGAUUCGUCUAUCUACUUACUACAAUAUACCCUUUUC
This is a messenger RNA of Macroventuria anomochaeta, 2428 nucleotides long. RefSeq lists its product as uncharacterized. Lineage: Eukaryota; Fungi; Ascomycota; Dothideomycetes; Pleosporales; Didymellaceae. The transcript has a single exon. Bases 116 to 2383 code for a protein of 755 amino acids. The record is from RefSeq and is a predicted model, not a curated record.